AUGGCCUCUAUGGAGAGGAAACGUGAGAUCGCCAGCCCAUUCACCCCAAGGCGCUGUGCUCUGAGGAAAACAAGUGCAGAAAUAGUCAGCGAAGCCAGACAGUCCCUACGAACCCUGUGCACCCAGCGGCCGUUUACUCCAAAAGAUGGACACAGGCAACUGUUUGGAGGGAGCUCUGUUCGUGCAAAUCAUGACGGCAGGCCUCCAUCUACUUUCAGCAUCCAUGCUCGAAAUUUUGAUGCUCCUGACUCUCGGCCGGGUUCAGGGACUCGCCUCUCCCCUCUAGACCACAAGGUAAAGCUUCCAGUCCCAUUCGAUGCUGAGGGUCAAGUCAAGGCUCAUCCCAAACCCCCCAGUGACCCACUUGACGUGAAAAAGGGGGUGGCAGGGGCCCGAGCUCGCCUUCUCAGGGCUGGAUCUCUGAAUACAUUGCCUCCCGUGGAGCGACACAGAGACGCAGAGGAGAGAUUAAGUCCAGGCUCAGAACAAAAGCAGCAGUCAGCUAAAGGAAAGGACAGGAGACCCCCCAGUACAGACCACACGGAGAACCGUGGUCCCCCCAAACCUGGCCCACGCAGAGCAGCAAGUGAAAGCGGGUUAACUCAGCCUGAUGUUGACUCAGCCAUCAGACUAACAGAGUGGGGAGCAGGACCGAGAACAGAGCACGGGAAUGGAGACGGAACUGCAAGUGUGGAGGAGGAUGCAGAGUCAUUGGUCUGGAAAAAUAAAAUUGUUCCUCUUCUGCAAGAGCUGGGGUCUGCGUCUACAACUGGUGAUGGCAGAACUGAGGGCUCAGUGGAUCGUUUGUGUGAUUUGUGCAGCCGUCUCCACGGCAUCCUGGCAGAGCAGGACAUGCUCGGCCGACGCUGCAAGAAGAGGGUAGGGAUACUCCGAACGCUCUUCCGCCUCAUCGACCUUAACUCUGACCAGCUCAACGUGCACAUCGCCAAACUCUGCCUUGCUCUGUGUGUCAGCGGAAACAACCUGCUAAACAUCUGUAAACUCAUCUACAAGGUCAGCUGCAGUGAAAGCAACGACGUCCUCUUCCAGAACAACUCCAUCAUAGACUCUCUGCUCGCCGUGCUGAGCAGUGAGGAUGUGUCUGCGUCUGGGGAAGCUCUGCUCUACUGCGUCGCCACUCUGAAAUUUCUCUCUGGAAACAACGCGCUCCUCAGACUCCUAUUGGCCAAGAACUGCAUUGGUGUGUCCCAGCAGCUCAUCCAGAGGCUCCACACACUGUCAGUGCAGGGAGACGCCGCCCAAACCAUCGCAGGGCACAUCCAUGUACAGCUGACAGCAACCCUGAGGAACCUCGCCGACCACCCAGAGUCUCGCCCCCUCUUCGUCUCCCACGCUGUCCUAUCAGAGCUUUGCGUGGUGCUGCGACAUCACCGGGAGGACCAGGACAUCUGCACCAACAUUGCUAGAAUAUACAGCAAACUCUCUUCUUACUCGGAGUGCCGCCUGGCGCUGGCCCAGACCCCCGGCUGCUACCAGCUAUUUAUAGAACUGCUGAGCAAACACCAGCCGAAACAGGAUCUUGUCGUGCGCCUCCUUUUCACCCUUGGGAACCUCGCCUCCAAAAGCGACGAGGCGCGGGAGCAGCUAUUCAGGUGCGGCGGCUGCUUGGACACACUCCUCCAGCUGUACCGCAGCUACCAGCCAAGGGACAGCUCGCACACACACACAGAAAAACACCCCGAGUCCCCCGACAAGCCUCGCGCUCCUCCAGCUAAUUUGCGGGAUGAGGAGGACGUGCUGGUGAAGCUGGUCAGGGUGCUGGCUAACAUGUGCAUCCACCGUGCCGUGGGCCCGGCGCUGGCCGCCAACACGACCUGCGUCCAGCUGCUGGUGGAGACGCUGGAGCUCAGGUCCUUGCCAGAGAGUGAGGAGCUGCUGGUGAACGUGGCUGCCACCAUCAACAACCUGUCCUUCUACCAGGUGGAAAACUCUGCGGUCCAACACAACCAGCUCAUCAUCGCCAAGCUGAUGUUAAAGUUGCUGCUGAGCUCCAGUAUGGACGCAGUGCUCGAGGCCACGCGCGUCUACGGAAACCUGUCACAGUCCAAGGACGUGCGGGACUUCAUCAUGCAAAAUAAAGUGUACCGCUUCGUGGUGACCCUGCUGGACUCUAAAAGCACCGAGGUGUGUUACUCAGCCUGUGGCGUCCUCACCAACCUGGGCCUGGACCCUCCCAGCAGGGCCACGCUCUCACUAGAGGGGGCUGCUGCCAAGCUGGCAGACUGUCUCAGAGACUUGGGACCAGGGGAUUGGCAGCUAGCAGGGCAGGUUUGUCAGACCUUAUGGAACCUGACAGAGCAGGGCGGCUCGGAGAGGCUGCUGGAGAGCGAGGAGAGAGAGGCGCUGCUGGAGAUCCUCACUGCUUUCUUAGAUGAAGAAGCUCUGCAGGAGAGCGCAAGCAAUGACAUGAGGGACUUCCACAGGGAAUGCUGGGAGUUGGAGUUCCUCCCUGUGGCUCAGAAACUGAAAAACAGGCUGCAGCCUCAAGACUGAGAGAAACAGUUUCCUGAUGUAAUGACGUUUGCACUGCAGACUGCAAUUCAACUUUUUUUUACAUUGUUAAAAACCAAGAUUAACUGCUGGCAUGGUCCUCGAGGUCUGCAAACAUUUUAUGACCCCCAAGCCUGAGGUUAAUCUGCACUGAAAUGGUGAACAUGACAAUUAUCUGCUUUUUCCCCUCAUUUCUGGACAUUAUGUUGGUGAGGUCAAAGCAACACACUGGCAAGAACUUUGCCCCUAGCAUGCACUCAAAUGCUUCCUUGUCUUCUGCACACCUUAGUUUGCACUGUUGUUCCUGUGUUGUUGUUCAAUGUCCUUCCUUUCUACAGCAUUUUACUUUUCAUGUCCACAAUUCUGUAAAAUGUUGCAAUAGUUCUAGUUUCUGAGCCUUUCCUUUAUAAAUACAGGGAUAAUUUAAGAUAAGCUCUUUGCACAUUGAAUCACCAGACAUGACCUCUGUUUUGUAAGUUUUCUCGUGUUGUAAAUGUGCUUUUAAGAUAUUCUUGUCUUGGACACAAAUGACUAAGCUGGAAUUUACCUCAUAAACAAAUGUUCUAUCAUCGGUGGACUGUGUGGCGUUUGGUGACCUGUGCUCUGUGAAACUUGUAGAUAA
Molecule: messenger RNA, 3133 nt
Organism: Myripristis murdjan (pinecone soldierfish)
Lineage: Eukaryota; Metazoa; Chordata; Actinopteri; Holocentriformes; Holocentridae
Gene: armc2
Product: armadillo repeat containing 2
Exons: 17
Coding region: 1-2514 (837 amino acids)
Biological process (GO): sperm axoneme assembly; cilium organization
Molecular function (GO): protein binding
Source: RefSeq, a predicted model, not a curated record